This is a messenger RNA of Symbiodinium natans, 1200 nucleotides long. Lineage: Eukaryota; Dinophyceae; Suessiales; Symbiodiniaceae. The record is from the annotation of a GenBank genome assembly.
AUGCAGGAUUCCUACCAAGAGUACCAUGGUUGCUGGGAACUCCGUGACGACGGCCUCAUUUGGGCUGCCUCGAACGAUGCCGAAAGCAACACCGACGAGGAGGGCGCUUUGGCCAAUGGCCACGACGGGGCCGACCCAUCUUCCUUGGCCGACCUUCCCGAGUUUGUACAGGAAGUGAAGGCGCAUGAGCUUUCCCCGGCUGUGUACUCAGAGCAGUGGAAGCGCAAGAAGACGUCGGCAGCCAAACCGCUGGCAAAGGCCCCGCAGCUCAGCAUCGAUGAUGUGGACAUGGACCUCGCAGGGCCCGACGCUGAGCCCCCCAUGGAGAUGGAGGGUGAUCAUGCUGGACCUGCCCCGAAGCGCAAGCCCAAGAAAAAGGCCGGGAAGAAGAACCCAAGGCAUGCAGGACUUGCCCCGAAGCGAAAGCCCAAGAAGAAGGCCAACAAGAAGAACGGGGAUGAGUCACAGGGUGAUGCUGGACCUGCCCCGAAGCGAAAGGCCACCAAGAAGAACGGGGAUGAGUCACGUCGGGCUGCCCCGAAGCGCAAGCCUGAUGCCAAGCAGAAGAAGGCUGCCAACCAUGGGGCAGACGCAGCUAGCGAUGGUUCUGCAGAGCAAGCCCUUGCAGAGCAGGCCCCGAUGGCAGAGCUGGCCCUGAUUGCAGAGCUGGCCCCGAUGGCAGAGCUGGCCCCGAUUGCAGAGCUGGCCCCGAUUGCAGAGCUGGCCCCGGUGGCAGAGCUGGCCCCGAUGGCAGAGCUGGCCCCGAUUGCAGAGCUGGCCCCGGCCUUUGCAGACCCGGGCCCAGAAGUUGCAGAGAUGGCCCGAGAGCUUCCCCUCGCCGAACGGGAGCCACAUCGUGAGGCCUUGUCGCACGAGGUGAUCGCUCAAAUGGGCCACAUGACCAUGGAGGACAUGAUGGCAGAUAACCGCAUCGUGUUGGUGGAAGCGCCCUCCUGGGUCAAGGGCAAUCAUGCUUACAGCAAUGGAUAUCGUAGGGCCCAAAAGCGCAUGCAUGGAAAGGAGGAAGCUCGAUUGUGGGGCCGGACUUCCGCGCGUGUUUGGCGCUUGUCGGGCCCGGCCAAUCGGCUUUACUGCCCUGCAAUUUGCGAAGAUUUCACCCGCCCUCGCCCCCGCGCUAAGCCAAAGGCAGCGCCUGCAGUGUCUGACCAUGAGGGUGAUCAGGAGAGUGCGGAGUCCUAA